Suillus fuscotomentosus is the source of this 1341-nucleotide messenger RNA. RefSeq lists its product as uncharacterized. Lineage: Eukaryota; Fungi; Basidiomycota; Agaricomycetes; Boletales; Suillaceae. The annotation marks the transcript as partial. The record is from RefSeq and is a predicted model, not a curated record. The transcript has 6 exons.
GAAAUUUUGGAUGAUCACAUGCGGGACUCAAAUUGGAAGAAACUAGUUGGACUUGUUAAGACACUCUUGAAGAAGCACCAACGAGCCAUCAAGGGGAUAAGAGAUACAAAGCUUCCUUUCAAUGAGCUGACAAGUGCAUUAGAUAAACAAAAAAUUGCUGAAUGGGAAAAUGAUGAGAAGAAGGCAAUGGAGGAGCGAGGUGAAUGUCUUGACAUUUAUCAGCUCAAGAUUGAUCAAGUUUGUCAUUGGAAUUCUGGAGCCCCUACAAUGGCUGAAAUUCGACUAAGAUUAACUGAAGCAGAGAAUGCUGAAACAGGAAGGUUAGGAAUAGUCUCUUGGAUCAUUCAAGGUAUCAACCUUGAGGAUGCCCAGGAUGGGUUAAGAUCAGAUAUUCGUCAACUCCCAUCUGAUGCCACUGCUGCUCAGAAGAAACUAUCAGCUCGUAUUACCAAAUUCCAUGAAACAGCUGAUGCUAUGACAGAGGGAAUCGAGCUGGAAGCAGGUAUAGUGCACACAGAUGAUCCUAGAUUUUGCAAGGCAAACGAUGAAGAGCAAGACUGGGAGAUUCAUCCUGUCAACCUUAAAGAUGAUUCAGAAUUGGUGGAUGAUGAAAUUCCAGCUGAAGAUAUGGGCCUCUGGAUGCCAUCAUCAGUUCCUCAUGAUCAGGUUUUUUCGGUUCAUUUAUCAGCCCUGCAGGCAGAGGAACUGGAGCUGAGAAAAGGUCAAGCCAAUAAUUGCCUUGAAAGGAUUCGGUUGGCUCUUGGUCAUAAGGCCGUCAUCUACAGACAACACUUUCGAAGUGCUAAUUCUGUGUGGACUGGGACAAGGUCCAAGCAAGAAGCUCGACGUUGCCACAUCAAAAUCGAGAAAUAUGUUCAGAGUUAUCAAAGGGCAAGAUUGGCUAUGGAGAGACUGGGCAUGGACCAAGAUUCUCUAGAAAAUAUUUAUCAAGAAAUCUUACCAGAACAGCUCAACAUUGACAAGGAGGUAACAGAAGAGAAUAGAUUUGGCCAGGGGUCAGACAAACUCGCUUGGUUUUGGAGAGUUAAUGGAGCAAAGAAGAGUCAAAAAGAUGCUUGGAUGAAUGAAUUCUACAGAGUGAACUGGCUGAAGGCCAAGGCAAGAUGGAACAGGUGGGAGGAGGAGUUGAGUUUGGUUAAACAUGAAAUGGGGUGGACGAUAGGUUGGUUCAAACAUCAAGAAGAAAAAUGGCAUCAACGGUGGAAUCAAGCCAUGAAAUCUGGUCAUCAACCUUAUGCUUAUAGACAGGUGCUGGUGUGGAAAGCAUUUGUGACGGAAGCUGAGGAGAAAUUCAAGGACAAGCUAUUAAUUAUCACUUAG